UUUGAAACUACACAUAGGUAGUAAUUUGUGUCAAGUCGGGUGCGCGGGCGCCGGGAAAAAUAUAAAACUCGGGAAUAUUUUUUUACAAUUUUUCCAAUGUGAUUCAUAAGAAUUUUUAAAUUAUUAUUUAAAUAAGAAUUAAAAUUUUAAUCAUGGGUGUCUCACCAACCACCGUCAAUGUUUUCGUAGGAUGUUGCGCUAGCGCUUUUCUUAUGGAAAUUCUUAUGGCAAAUUGGCCAAACAGUGCGAAUUUAGUAACUUAUUUACAGUUUUUCUUUAUAUCCCUGCAUGGAUUUAUAGUAACAACAAAAUGGGGAACGGUAGGUCCAAAGAUACCAUUAAAGCAGUAUGUUUUGCUAGUCACUCUUUUCUUCAUUACUACUGUGGCUAAUAAUUAUGUGUAUGCUCUGCAUGUGCCUUCUACGCUGCACAUGAUUAUACGGUCAGCAUCAUCACCUGCCAGCAUGCUAGUCUAUUGCUGUGUAAAGAAACAACUACCAAAGCUCAACAAUGCCAUUGGUUCCAUACUAAUCAGUGCUGGAGUGGCACUGGCCAUGUAUGGUGGAGCUCCCACAGAUGAGGAGAACAAAGGAACCUUCCUAUAUUGGUGCAUAGGAGUCACCAUACUGUUAGUGACUUUGAUAACUGGUGCAUUUACUGGUUUACAACAAGAAAGACUGUAUUCUAAAUAUGGAAAACAUCCUAAUGAGAUGCUGUUUUACACUCAUGCAAUACCAUUACCUUUGUUUUUUACACUCUCAUCUCCACUGCUAACUACUGCAUCAAUCCUGCCAUUUGGAGCAUGGGUAUUAAUUGCCCUCAAUAUACUUUCUCAAUUCUAUUGUACGCAUUCAGUACAUGAACUUGCUACCAAAGAAACUUCAGUUACAGUUACAUUCAUUCUAACGCUAAGAAAGUUCGCUUCUCUACUGAUCUCUACAAUUGUGUUCAAAAAUAACUUGAAUAUUUAUCACGUUAUAGGAACUGUGUUAGUUGCUAUAGGCACUUGCGUAUAUUUCGACUUUUUCUCUGCUAGGAGGCAAAGACCGGUAAGUAUUAAGACUAAAUAAGUUUUAAUACCUAUAUAGUAUUUGAACUGACUUCUUGACAUUCCUGCCGAAUUUAUUAUUAUUAGAGCGGUGACAAUGGGUCAUUGUUGUUGUGACUUUCUAGAUCUUUAAGUUUUAAGAGUUUAUUUUAUACAAUUUUAUAUAAAAGUGUUGUGUAGGUCCAAAAUGUAAUUAUUUGUAAUGAUCGAAAGUAUUUGUUAUAUAGAUAUCUACUUAUCAUGCAAUAUCGUUUGAUUUUGAAAAUAUUUUAAUUAUUAUGUAAUGUAGGAUAAGAAAAUAAAAUUUCGAUUUUAAUUCCACAUUUAUUUAGUC
Messenger RNA from Spodoptera exigua (beet armyworm), 1382 nucleotides. The record is from the annotation of a GenBank genome assembly. NCBI's taxonomy places the organism in Eukaryota, Metazoa, Arthropoda, Insecta, Lepidoptera, Noctuidae.